AGAGGUCCAACUCAGAGAAGACACAGAAGGGCACGGGAGAAAAAAAAAUUAAAGAAAGAAACCAAGCACUCCAAGAGCAUAAAGGAAGCUGAAGAGGCCCCAGAGAGGCAGAGACGGAGCCAUGCCCCACAGCUCCGACAGCAGCGACUCCAGCAGCUUCAGCCAGUCACCCCCUCCCAGCAAGCAGGAUUCUUCUGAUGACGUGAGAAAAGUUCAGAGGCGGGAGAAGAACCGCAUCGCUGCCCAGAAGAGCCGCCUGAGGCAGACUCAGAAAGCAGACACGCUGCACUUGGAGAGCGAAGACCUGGAGAGGCAGAAUGCAGCCCUGCGCCGAGAGAUCAAGCAGCUGACAGAGGAGAUGAAACACUUCACCUCAAUGCUGAGCUCCACCGUGACCCGUGCCCCCCCGCCACCCCCAGAGGUGCUCUAUGCCACACACUCCUUCCAUCAGCCCCACAUCAGCUCCCCGCGCUUCCAGCACUGA
Tinamus guttatus (white-throated tinamou) is the source of this 484-nucleotide messenger RNA. RefSeq names its product basic leucine zipper ATF-like transcription factor (gene BATF). Lineage: Eukaryota; Metazoa; Chordata; Aves; Tinamiformes; Tinamidae. Gene Ontology annotation, biological process: regulation of transcription by RNA polymerase II. Gene Ontology annotation, molecular function: RNA polymerase II cis-regulatory region sequence-specific DNA binding; DNA-binding transcription factor activity, RNA polymerase II-specific. The record is from RefSeq and is a predicted model, not a curated record. Gene Ontology annotation, cellular component: nucleus.